Molecule: messenger RNA, 2742 nt
Organism: Vitrella brassicaformis
Lineage: Eukaryota; Vitrellaceae
Source: the annotation of a GenBank genome assembly
CUCGGUGAGCCGUCAUGUAGCUCAGUAUCAGCACACGAAGUUUCCGCUUUCCAGGAGGGCAUUUUCAUGAAGUCCGUUACGCCAUCCGCCAUACGCGAUUCGCGCACGGAGAAAAAGUAGCCUAGAGCACUCCCCCAGCUGGUGCUUUUGGGGGGUCGUGAAGUUUUGGCCGAUGCUGCCUGUGCGCAUUGCAGGCAGAUGCCCUUGCAGCAGCCCUCAACUCAUCGCAGCCCAAGCAGCGCGACGCUUUGCCACAGCAGCACAGGAUGUAGACCUGGCUGCAGCACGAGGGCUGAGGGAGCUGACGGACGACGUGUUCGAGGCCGAGAUCAUCAGCAGCGGACAGCCAUGCGUCAUCGCAGCAUACGCUGAGUGAGAAAACAGAAAGAUCAUUCAAUGAUGUUCUUGUGGAUGUCAUUCAUCUCGAGAGCUUUCGUGUCAUUCAUUCUCUCGUGCGUUCAGGUGGUCCCGGCCCUCUGUGGAGUUCUGCAAUGGUCUGCAGCGGUUGUGCGAGAAGUUCCCCUUCUUCACAUUUGGUCAGUUUGACGUGACGGUCAACCCGCUGGUGUGCUCGAGGCAGGAGAUCCGCACCGUCCCCACCAUCCAGUUCAUCUACAAAGGCAAACUCACAGCGGGUAGGCACCUCAUACACGUGGGUGGGUGGCAUCACACACAGGACGGGAACCAUCAAUGGACAUCGCCUCGCCCUUUCCUCACUCACACCAGAGCUGUCGGGUCGUUUCUCUGAGUCGGAGGCGGCCCGGUUCUUGGAGCAUUCGUCUACCUACGUGACGGAGCCUCGGGGCCACAACGAUUCACUGAAGGGGUAAGUCUGGUCAUCCUCGGCUUCGGCUGGACAGCUGCAGAGGUGAUGUAAUCCUUCAAUGGAUCGAUGCACAGGGCGUGGCGGCGCUGUGAGGACGCUUCCGGCGCUGGGGACAUCGCCGCGGCUCAGAAUCUGCUAAUCAAGGCAAAUAAGACAGGCGCACUACGCAGAGAGGCGAGCUGACUUUCCUCCUGUGUGUCAUCCAUCCAUCAGUUGGAGAGCCACACUCAGGCCAACGAUGAAUGGGAGCAGUGGACCAAGGCUAGAGUGGCUCUCGAACGACGUAAGCAUGGCAUAGCAGCCCUAUAACAUCACACACACGGGUCCAUGACCACUUGCAUGUCACCUCUUACUUCGCUCAGUGGCUCUGACGGUCGGACCGGCCUACUGCCGCAACCCGAUAGACUUGGUGCAGCUCAGGCAAGAGCUCGAUGACCUAAUCGACACCUUCCCAGAAGAGCUCAGAGCUCCGAGGGUGGGUACGGGGGACAACACAACACGCCAUCCAUAUAAAUGGGAAACAUCCCUUCCCUCCUGUCGAUGUGGUUUGUGUUGUGUCUGCUGCAGCAUGCGCGAAUGGUUGGAUCAGCAGCCGUGCUGCUCUCAGACGAUCCCUCGAUGACGCUGACGGUGAGCAUCAGACGCGCCCAUGUGCCCCAUUGUGUGUGAGGCCUCUGUCUGUAUCGUAUCCAUCAUGGGUACAGGGUGUCCUUGAGGAGAUUGGCAGCCUCGAGUCGGCUGGCGGCGAUGUCGAGUAUCCCCUGCUGCCAGCACGGAAACAGACACAGCAGCCGGAGAACGCCGAAAAGGACGGCACAAGGCAACCCCAGACAGGUAGGGAUAGGAUACCACAUCACAAACAAGAGCCGCUUGUGUGUGGCAAUCCGAAGGUUUUUCGUUGUUCGUGUGUUUAUGCAGAGUUGGCCUUCUCGGUGACUCAGUCCCUUCGUCGCAGCAUCACCCAGACGUCGCCCGACGCGACUUUCGCCCCGCCAGCUGAGCCCCUCACUAGCGACGAAGAGCGGCUCGUGAGGCUGCAUCGCAUCGCCGCCUCCAAGUGCUUCAGGUGCGCUCGCAUGAGUGUGUCCAUGCUGGCAGGCAGCCGAGAGGUGGACGGGACGCGUGGAAAGGCUUUGUGUUGUUGGUCUGACUGAUGUUUGCAAUGCAGAGAGGGGCGCUACGAUGACGCAUUCGACCAUGCCAUCCAGGUAGGUAGCCUAUCGGUGCCUGUGGGUGAGAGUUCUGUGACGUGACGGUUCCACCCCAUUCAUUUGUGACGUCCGUCCGUCAGGGGUACCGUCUGGACACAUCCAAGGGCCGUCUGGUGUCCCAUCUCAACCACGAGAGGACCGCCCUCACCUCACGAGCUAUGCUUCAGAACCUCGCUACCGCUCUGGGUAGAUGUGUGUGCCCCAGCGGCCAAUGAGGCAGGCUCGUUGACUCGUUGUUCUCUCACUUGUUGGCCUGUGCAGGUGGGUCCCACCCGGCCAUGCAGGAGGCUCGUGCGAAGCUGGACGCCCUGUGCCACCCCGACGGCCCGCAGGUAAUGCGUCGCAUCCCGCCCUGCACCAAUGCCUUCGGAGGGAUCGGCAGAAGGGUACGCACCGCACACAUCACACACACACGGGGUUUGGUUUGAGCUGUCUGUGUUUGGUGUAUGGUGUGGCAUUGAUUGGUGGCUCAGGAGCGUGGCAACUGGCGCCGCAAGUGGACGUGGCACGGCCCCGACUGGAAGCCCCCCUGGGCACCCAAGGUGGCGUGGAAGCCCGAGGACUGGGCAUGGCCAUAGACAGACAUACAGGGAGGGAGAGGGAGAGCCAGACGGGAGAAGGGAGGGACACAGGGUUCGACAAACUACGUGCCGCACGGACCGGACCGCAUGUGCGCUGUAUCGUGUCAUUGUGGCGUAAGGGGAG